Messenger RNA from Fonsecaea multimorphosa CBS 102226, 1323 nucleotides. RefSeq lists its product as uncharacterized. Lineage: Eukaryota; Fungi; Ascomycota; Eurotiomycetes; Chaetothyriales; Herpotrichiellaceae. The transcript has a single exon. The record is from RefSeq and is a predicted model, not a curated record. Bases 1 to 1323 code for a protein of 440 amino acids.
AUGCCCAGCUCGGAGAGCCCGGAAGAGAUUGAGGUGUUGUGUGAAACGGAUGGUUCUGACCAAGUUCAAGAUCGUUUGGGAAUCCCGAUUGAGACCAGGGCGACGGCCAUUUACACUGAUCUUGGAAGCAUGGAUGAUCAGCCAAGGAGCGUGGCGAUUUGUCCCAACCGAAAGUGCGUUGCAUUUGGAUGUCGGAUGGGCAUCGAACUUCACUGGGUCGACGCUCUUACCGGGGACCAUCUCAACCGCUGGUUUCCUCUUUCCGCGCCGAGCGACUACCUGUAUUUCCUGCCUCAGCGACGUGGGGUGGACUCGAGGAGGAAGCUCAGAUUGAUAUCGAGUGCCGCAGGACCAGUUGUCACUCAGCUGCUGAGAAGCGACAGUACACCGGCCAAGUCGAAAUUCUUCCCUACCCCAGCAACCCUUGGUCGACGCCAAAGCUUGACUAGACUUUUCUUUGGGAACAUGCCAUUCCCCACGCCCGCCGGUGGUUCAGGGGAGUUAUCCGGUUCUGUCAGCCCCCAAGGAGCCGAUGAAGGCCAAGGGGUUCUGCGGACUGUUGAUUGUGAUCACUUCCAUGCGAUCCCAGUGAGCGACGGCUUUCACCUCGUUUUCACGGAUCCAGACAGUGGGCUUCUCUGCUUGGGUAGCGAUGCACCGCUGGGAGGUCCAACCAAACUUAUUCGAAAGAUCAUGUUCAUUCCUCCCGGACAGAGCGACCGAAUGCCUGCCCCACGCCGCUACGCAGUUGGCAAAGCGCUUGAAUGGGGAUUGAGGCUCGUCGUGGUCUACGAUAAUGAUGAGGUCGUGCUCUUCAAUAUUCCCUCUGAUGUUUUCGGGCAACUGCAAGACCAGAGAAGCUCGACCGACAUCUGGGACGAGAAUUCUGGCGUGGUUGGGCAAAGUGAUCUGAUCAUGGACUCUCUGAUGAAUCGCGAUGGAAGUGGCUCGCCUAGUGCUGUGACAGCCCGAGGAGCCCCAGAAAGCGACGCCAGCUCUGCUCAUGUGCCACAGCAAUUUGGUGGUUGUGUCAUUGCUCGUAUUACUGAUCAGGUGGUCGAUGACAUUGCGGUCCAGUCCGACAACGGUGGACUUUCUGUUUGGUUCUUCUACAGAAAUGGGCUUGCUGAACUCUAUAGCAUCUAUGCGCCUCGUCCCCAUCAAGUGCGAAGAAGGGUUGUGGGAGAGAAUGGCCUCAUCUCGGACUGUGACAACCAGAUGCCUAUCGAGACCAAGACUGAUGCUCAGCCGGCAAAGGGAAAAGAGAGAGAGGACCAAGGAGCCAAACACGUCAAAUGGGCCGGCCAGGGAAUUAUGGACUGA